Penicillium bovifimosum is the source of this 336-nucleotide messenger RNA. RefSeq lists its product as uncharacterized. NCBI's taxonomy places the organism in Eukaryota, Fungi, Ascomycota, Eurotiomycetes, Eurotiales, Aspergillaceae. The transcript has a single exon. The coding region runs from base 1 to 336 and encodes 111 amino acids. The record is from RefSeq and is a predicted model, not a curated record.
AUGGAGGAGGCCAAGCAAGCGUUCGCCAAUUACGCUGCUUAUCACCGAAUGCCUAUGCGCUUCCAAGCGACGAUGGACGCUGGGAGAGGAGCAACGGCAACCAGAAAAGAAACCACACAACAAGAGGGACUUCCAUACACGCUCCGGAGGGACAACGGUGUGGAAGAGCCGCUGCAGGUCCCCCAGGACCAAAUCACCGAACCCACCCAGUCCAAGGGAGGCCCUGGACACCCUAAAGGGUCUGAAAACAGACAGAGGGCGGAAAACUGGCAUCUGUGCCGCUGGCGAACCAAAGGACCACGAGGCUCCAAUCCGGCUCGAAGAGGCGUCGCAUAG